Zychaea mexicana is the source of this 1311-nucleotide messenger RNA. RefSeq lists its product as uncharacterized. The coding region runs from base 1 to 1311 and encodes 436 amino acids. The transcript has 7 exons. Lineage: Eukaryota; Fungi; Mucoromycota; Mucoromycetes; Mucorales; Lichtheimiaceae. Gene Ontology annotation, biological process: tRNA 3'-terminal CCA addition. Gene Ontology annotation, molecular function: ATP:3'-cytidine-cytidine-tRNA adenylyltransferase activity; RNA binding. The record is from RefSeq and is a predicted model, not a curated record.
AUGAUGGGAUACGAGUUUGCACAAUACGUCAAUAAAUACCUUAAAAUCAAUGGUUUCCCGACCCGAUCUAUUGCAAAAAUUGACAGCAAUCCAGCAAAGUCCAAACAUCUCGAAACGGCAACAACAAAACUAUUUGAUCAAGAAGUCGAUUUUGCGAAUCUGCGAACCGAAGUCUAUGAGGAGAAUAGCAGGAUACCAUCAACUAUUGCCUUUGGAACUCCAACAGACGAUGCACAUCGACGCGAUAUCACCAUCAACAGCUUAUUUUACAACGUCAACACAAAACGCGUUGAGGAUUUCACGGAAAAGGGUCUUUACGAUCUGCAGCACGGACUUGUACGUACGCCGCUUGAACCUUUUGAAACAUUCAGAGAUGAUCCACUCCGUGUUUUGCGGUGCGUUCGAUUCGCCAGCAGAUUCAACUUUGAGCUGGUACCUGAGCUGGUCGAAUCUGUCAAGAACGAAACGAUCCGAGAUGCAUUGGAUAGUAAGAUUAGCCGUGAGCGUAUUGGUAUUGAGCUGGAGAAAAUGAUGACGGGUCCUUCACCCUUAUAUGCAGUUCAGAUGCUUCAUCAGCUGGGGCUGUAUAAUUUGGUGUUUGCACAACCUACUACAAUUAUUUCUGGCACAGUUGGCGACUCGUCGUUGGCUGUUCGAGCAGUCGGAGCAGUACAAUGGCUAUCAAAUCAAAAGAUGGAAAAGUUACGGCCGCAAUCUGCAGAUGAACGGCGAUUGCUCUAUCUAAACAGUUCUCUAUUGCCUUUCCUUGGCGUAUCAGCAGAAUUUAAAAGAAGAAGCACACCUGCUGUGCAUCUAGUCUUAAGAGACUCUAUCAAGUUUUCAAAUUAUGAUAUGAACGGAUCUACCACCUUGUUUCGAGGUGUUCCAAUGUUUCAAGAAGCAGUUAACCAGAAUGACAUUUCUCGCAGCGAACUCGGCAUGAUUAUCCGGGAAAUGGGAAGUCUGUGGGAGGUUGCACUGAAAUUGUCUUUGGUGAAAGAACUUCUUGAAGCACACAGCGCAGUCCCAUGGGAAAAGCCUGAAUUGAACCAAGUAACCGAGAGCGACGUUUGUGUAAAGUAUCAAAAUCUACUUGAAAAAGCAGAAACCUAUGGUAUUACGAAAUGUUACCAAUGGAAAACUAUGCUGGAUGGUAAAAAAGUAGCAUCUGUACUUGGUAUCAGACCUGGUCCAGGAAUGGCGCCUCUGUUGCAGCAAACUAUGAUUUGGCAACUGGAGCAUCCUGAAGGCACAGAGGAGGAGUGCAGAGAAAUGAUAAAGCGUCAUUGGGAAGCACAACAACAACAAUAA